AUGGCGGUGUCUCUGGGGGAGGUGGCCGCAGUCAGUGGCGCUAGCCGUUUGCGGCGGCAACUGGAGUCCGGGAGUUACGCGGCGGAGGAGUACGUGAAGCAGCUGUCCCAGCAGUCGGAUGGGGACCGGGACCUGCAGGAGCACCGGCAGCGCAUCCAGGCGCUGAGCGAGGAGACGGCGCAGAGCCUCAAGCGCAACGUCUACCAGAACUACCGGCAGUUCAUCGAGACGGCCCGCGAGAUCAGCUACCUGGAGAGCGAGAUGUACCAGCUCAGCCACAUCCUCACCGAGCAGAAAGGCAUCAUGGAAACGGUCACCCAGGCCCUGUUGCUGCAGUCCAAUGCCGGCGAGCGAGAAGACCCGGCUGUCGCGGGAGCCCGGCGAGCUGCCGCGGCCGCCGCCGACCCCCACGCGAACCCUUUCCUGCCUCUCUCCGGCAAGGACGCCUCGGCCAACGAGGAGGGCCGGCAGCGAACUCUCACCACCCUCCUGGAGAAAGUGGAGGGCUGCCGAGACCUGCUUCCCGAGAGCCCCGGCAAGUAUCUCGUGUACAACGGGGACCUGGUGGAAUACGACGCCGACCACAUGGUGCAGAUCCAGAAAGUGCAUGCUUUCCUUAUGAAUGACUGCUUGCUGGUGGCGGCGUGGCUGCCCAACCGGCGGGGCAUGUACCGUUACGAUGCCCUCUACCCGCUGGAUGGGCUGGCUGUGGUUAAUGUCAAGGACAACCCCCCCAUGAAGGAUAUGUUCAAGUUGCUUAUGUUCCCCGAGAGUCGCAUCUUCCAAGCUGAGAAUGCCAAGAUCAAGAAAGAGUGGUUGGAAGUGCUGGAGGAGGCCAAAAGAAACCGAGUCCUCAGUGAGAAACGAAGGCUGGAGCAGGAGGUGCCCGUGCGGACUCUUCCAGUGCCUGCUGAGACUACAAAUCCUUUUGAAGUAGACGAGGAAGAAGAGAAGGAGGAAGAAAAAAAGGCAACACCGGAAGAAGAAAUGGUGGAUCUGUCAUUAGAAUGGAUUCAGGAACUGCCAGAAGACUUGGAUGUCUGCAUUGCUCAGAGAGACUUUGAAGGGGCGGUUGAUUUGUUAGACAAGCUGAAGGAAUAUCUGAGUGACAAACCUGUGACCCAGAUGGUUAAAGAAUUGCGAGCAAAGGUAGAUGAAAGAGUCCGACAGCUCACGGAGGUCCUUGUGUUUGAAUUGUCUCCAGAUCGGUCUCUCCGAGGAGGGCCCAGAGCUACCCGACGAGCUGUUUCUCAGCUCAUUCGCUUGGGCCAGUCAACUAAAGCAUGUGAACUUUUCUUGAAAAAUAGGGAAGCUGCUGUUCACACAGCCAUCCGACAGUUGCGCAUUGAGGGUGCCACUUUGCUGUAUAUUCACAAACUUUGUCAUGUCUUCUUUACCAGCCUGUUAGAGACUGCAAGAGAGUUUCAGACAGACUUUGCUGGAAACAGUGGGUGUUACUCAGCUUUUGUGGUCUGGGCCCGGUCUACCAUGCGGAUGUUUGUAGAUGCAUUCAGCAAACAGGUGUUUGAUAGUAAGGAGAGUUUAUCUACUGCUGCUGAGUGUGUAAAGGUGGCCAAGGAACAUUGUAAGCAACUCAGCAACAUUGGUCUGGAUUUGACCUUCAUUAUUCAUGCCCUACUAGUAAAAGAUAUCAAAGGGGCUUUGCAGAGCUACAAAGAUAUCAUAAUUGAGGCCACAAAACAUCGUAACUCUGAAGAGAUGUGGAGGAGAAUGAACCUGAUGACUCCUGAAGCCUUAGGGAAGCUUAGAGAGGAAAUGAGGAGUUGUGGUGUGACCAGUUUUGACCAGUACACUGGAGAUGACUGCUGGGUGAAUCUUAGCUACACUGUUGUGGCUUUCACGAAACAGACCAUGGCUUUCUUGGAAGAAGCUCUCAAGUUGUAUUUCCCUGAGCUGCACAUGGUUCUGCUAGAAAGUCUGAUGGAGAUCAUCCUGGUGGCCAUCCAACAUGUUGAUUACAGUUUACGGUGUGAACAGGAUCCUGAGAAGAAAGCAUUCAUCAGGCAAAAUGCAUCUUUCCUCUAUGAAACUGUCCUUCCUGUUGUGGAAAAAAGAUUUGAGGAAGGUGUUGGAAAGCCUGCUAAGCAGUUGCAGGAUCUGAGGAAUGUUUCACGACUAAUGCGUAUUAAUCCUGAAAGUACUACCUCAGUGGUGUGACCUGUAAUGCCUCAGUAGUUUUUAUAUAAAGAUUGUAUAUAUUUGUGUACAUACAUACAUAAAGAUAUGUAUGCACAUACAUGCAUAAACUAAUGAUUAUCAAAUA
Messenger RNA from Protobothrops mucrosquamatus (brown spotted pit viper), 2284 nucleotides. RefSeq names its product exocyst complex component 8 (gene EXOC8). The transcript is spliced from 2 exons. NCBI's taxonomy places the organism in Eukaryota, Metazoa, Chordata, Lepidosauria, Squamata, Viperidae. Gene Ontology annotation, biological process: intracellular protein localization; exocytosis; Golgi to plasma membrane transport. The record is from RefSeq and is a predicted model, not a curated record. The coding region runs from base 1 to 2178 and encodes 725 amino acids. Gene Ontology annotation, cellular component: exocyst.